Molecule: messenger RNA, 384 nt
Organism: Phytomonas sp. Hart1
Lineage: Eukaryota; Euglenozoa; Kinetoplastea; Trypanosomatida; Trypanosomatidae
Source: the annotation of a GenBank genome assembly
AUGAAUUUGUCCGACAUGCCGAUGAGCCCAAACACGCGGCGAAGGACGGAGAAUGAAGCCACCAUCACGGCGGAUUCCAAUGACAAGGAGAGGGAGGCCUCCCCUCUCGCGGUUCACAUUCUGUUAAUCCCAUCUAUCGUACGGAAGAUUUACAACUAUUUUUGGCUCGUUCGCUCACACCCAAAUUUGCGCUCGACGCUGCUUUUGCAGGUUCGUUAUCUGGCGGAGCUUUUUCUCGCAUAUAAGUAUUGCUUCGGGGGGUACGAAAAGGGGGUACGGGAUUCCGCGUUGAAAGAUGUUUUGAAUCCCGCCGGGGCGAUCGCAGGGAUGAUAAGCGCGGCGGUUGGAUUACUCCGUGUGAUUGAAAGCGCUCCGAGUAGCUAA